AUGCCGGUUUCAGAGAGAGUAUCGCUGCGCUUCAGCUGUGACACUAGCUUCAAAAGAUACGCGGACGAUGUUGAUACCAAGCUUGUCGCCGAACAGGAGUUUGGUAUCACCGCUGGUGCUAUUUCCGCGAUUUUACUCGGAAAGCCGGUGGACCAGUUGACGCAGACGAGGGUACAGAUGCUGAAGGAUACUGUUGGACACAAGUUCAAGGGGCUCAAGAGGGUCGACUUUGAUGUCAGCAGUGAUCUACUUACUGCGGCACUUAUCGAUACUGUCAGUUGCAUUGUCUACUCUGGAAAGACUAUGUCAAACUAA
Alternaria atra is the source of this 315-nucleotide messenger RNA. RefSeq lists its product as uncharacterized. Lineage: Eukaryota; Fungi; Ascomycota; Dothideomycetes; Pleosporales; Pleosporaceae. The coding region runs from base 1 to 315 and encodes 104 amino acids. The record is from RefSeq and is a predicted model, not a curated record. The transcript has a single exon.